Molecule: messenger RNA, 2418 nt
Organism: Eutrema salsugineum
Lineage: Eukaryota; Viridiplantae; Streptophyta; Magnoliopsida; Brassicales; Brassicaceae
Product: stress response protein nst1
Exons: 7
Coding region: 638-2212 (524 amino acids)
Biological process (GO): chromatin remodeling
Cellular component (GO): Ino80 complex
Source: RefSeq, a predicted model, not a curated record
GCAGAAGAAGAGAAAAAUAAGGAAACAAACGAGAGAGAUGAGAGACCGUCCCUAGAGAAAGAAAAGGAAACAAAUAUACUCAACCCGAGUCACGUUCUGAGUCGGCUCACCGAGUCUAGCUGUCGAGUGGGAAGGAGCAGCGAAAUCCCGUAUAACCGAUAAAAAAGGGAUCUUUGGAUUUUUUUCUUUUUUUUCCUUUUUUUGUAUGUGUGUGUGUGGGUUGGUGUUGAAAUAGCAAAAAAAUGGUGAACGAGGAGAUAAUUAGUCUCUCACCUCUUUACUACUCUUCUUCUUCCGCUGUCUUAAUUCUUAUCCCCGACUCUUUCCCUAACCCUAAUUCUUCAAGGAUUCAAUUCUCGAUCUCUACUUAUGGGUUUUCCUUUUAUCAUCAUCUCUAUCCUCCCAAUCUGUCGCCUCCACCUUUGCUGAGCAGUCUAGGACGCUGAAUGAGAUUCCUUUUUUGAUCCUAUUCUUUGCUCAAUCGUACGCUGCUCGUGUCUCUCCUUGUUAUUCUGCUGCGUCAGUAACACAUUACAUAUUUCUGCUUCUUCUCAGUUUCCGCAGUUCACCAGUUAAUCUUCAAGUUAAGUAAUCUGUUAAGAGCGAGGAAAGUGUAUAUGCCUGUAUAUACCCUACAAUGGAAGAUACUGGUGGUGUUCAUUAUGAUGGUAUGAAGAAUAUGGUGAGGAAGAAACGUAGCCAGACUUGUCGUCGUCCUCGCCCUGAGGGAUUGAAUCUUUCAGAUAGUUUCAGCAAGAUCUCAAGUGAUGAUAUACCGGCAUUUGAUACUAACCCUAGAAGGAAGGAGUUUAGUCUUAGCCAUUGUAUAUCAAGGUCUGAAUCUAUCGCAGAAUCCGAAAGAGGAAACAAUGAUUCUCGGCGGAGAGAGAUCAUCAACAGAAAUAAACGUUCGACUGAAGGUGUACUUGCACCUGCCAGCUGGAAAAAUACAAGCCGCCAAGAUGGAAGUAAUGGCAUUAUCAAUGGAAAGGGAACUGAUUUGGGUGAGCUAGUAGAGGGUGAAACUAAGAAAAUGAAGCUUAAGAUCGGUGGUGUGACUCGGCUGGUUCAUGCUAAUGGUUCAUCUCGAAAGUCUUCGAAACCGGUGAAUGAUACUACUCGGUCUAACAACGAUUUGGAGGAAAGCUCAGAUGAUUGUAACUCCCAUCUAGAUAAGAAGGCUGAUCUCGAGGGAGUUACUUGGAAUGCUGAGAAAGACGAAUCUAUGACUGGGAGGAGAAAACAAGGGGAAUCAAGUGGAUCGGUUCGCAAGAGCAAACGAGCCCCAAAGAAGCGGGUUUUUGAUAGCGAUGACGACAACGAUGAUGAGAUCCGAUAUUUGGAAAAACUCAAGUAUAGGAAUGCCUCUGCGUCUAAUGAAGAGACUGAGUCGGGGAGGAGGCAAUUGAAGCCAUCUGGGAUUACCAUUGGGGAAAAUUCUGGUAUGAAGAAAUCUGCAAUUGAAAAGGCGUCCGAAGACAUGGAUUAUGCGGAGGAAUCUGAAUCUCUGCCUGAUGAAAAAGAGAUUGCUAAUGAGACUAAGAGGGAAUCUACUUUGACUAGUCGCCAACGAGCCCUUGCUUCUGCAUCUGGCAGAUCAAGCGCAAUUGAAUUUCCAGAUGGAUUACCUCCAACAACAUCGAGAAGGAAAAAGGAGAAUCUUUCAGAAAUGGAACAGCAACUGAAGAAGGCAGAAGCUGCCCAAAGGCGAAAAGUUCAGAUUGAGAAGGCUGCAAGGGAGUCUGAGGCGGAGGCCAUUAGGAAAAUCCUAGGUCAAGAUUCCAGCAGGAAGAAGCGUGAAGACAAAAUUAAAAAACGACUUGAUGAAUUGGCUCAGGAGAAAGCUGCACACGAGGAAAGGGCCUCGACGAGCUACAUCCGAACAAUAAUGGGUCCUAACGGAACCACUGUCUCAUUUCCCAUUGACAAAGUGCCUAGCCUGUUCGAUCCCGUACCAUCCGGUUAUCCUCCUCCGCGAGAAAAUUGCGCGGGUCCAUCGUGCACCAAUCCUUACAAGUAUCGUGAUUCAAAGACUAAGCUCCCUCUGUGCAGCCUCAAAUGCUACAAGGCGGUUCAGGAGCAACAACAGACCGUACCGGUGCAGGAGCAACAACAGACCGCACCGGUGCAGGAGCAACAACAGACCGCACCGGUUCAGGAGCAACAACAGACCGCACCGGUUCAGGAGCAACAACAGACCGCACCGGUUUAGAUAUUGAUUGAUUUUAUUUUUUCCUAUAGAAAGGAGAAGAUCUUAGCUUCCUGAUUUUAUAGAUACAGAAAGACAAUGCUUUAGUUUUUUACUUUGCUUCAGAGUUGUCUGAUCGGAGACUUCAUUUUUCUUUUGUGACGAGACGAGAUCUUGCCCGUCCAUUGUCUUUUACCAAACCUUCACAUCACAGCCGUUCAUUUAUAGAA